Messenger RNA from Wyeomyia smithii (pitcher-plant mosquito), 2145 nucleotides. Its product is annotated as myosin-11. The record is from RefSeq and is a predicted model, not a curated record. The transcript is spliced from 7 exons. NCBI's taxonomy places the organism in Eukaryota, Metazoa, Arthropoda, Insecta, Diptera, Culicidae. Gene Ontology annotation, cellular component: plasma membrane. The coding region runs from base 285 to 1922 and encodes 545 amino acids.
CGAGCGUCAUUUGGCAGCGCUGAUUAUGUCCACCAGCAGGAGUUCUUUCGUUAGUAAAGCGCGCGCGAUCCUUUUUUCAGUACAUUGGCGGUGCUCGAUCGGCAUACAUGGUUCCGGUCUGGACGUGCUCAGUCCUCCUCGAAUAGAGCUGCAUAUCCUAAGAUCAAGGCGGUCUUAGUCUGCAUUGGUCCUGCGCUGGGACUGCACGUGUUUUCGGAAUUGCCCAGUGACGCAUUGUGGAGCGGGUUGUACAACUGAUUAUAAUAUAACAACUUUAAGCAAUCAUGGCCACUAAAGCGAGUAUAUUCCUACUGGCUGUAUUCAGCAUUAUACCUUCGCAGGUAUUUGCUCAGGCACGAGUAGAUGUUACCAACCAAGAAAUUCGUGAUGCGAUCCUGUCACUGGUGCACUCGUAUAACCUGCUGGAUAACAAGUUGGAACGGCACGAGCAACGGGAGCGGUCCCUUGGGGAGCAGGUUAAAAAAGGUUUAAUUACCCUGCAGAAGAACCAACGGAUAUUCGAGCCACUCAAGGGCACGAUAACACGGUUGGAGGAGCGUGUCGGCAGUAUCGAGACGGCUCUGCUAAAUCAAGACGAGAAACACACUAUACAACAGUCGAAGCUGGACGAAACACUUGAGGGCGUUCUGCGCUGGUUAACUGACAAUGCGCACAUGCUCGAGACCCGCGUCAUCACGGAUUCACGACAGUAUGAGAAUGGCGACGGACUCGGUGGAAAGAUAGAAGAGCUAACCGAAAGCAUUAGAGAGCUGCGGCGCGAGAUGGCGGAACUGAAGUCAGAUAGAGAGUCGCUUGAGCAAACCAACCGCAAUCUAAUCCAACAGGCGGAAAAACUGGCAAACGCGAAGCAGGGUUCAGCGUCGGAUGAGAUUAUUGGUAAAAUUGAGGAGCGUUUGUCCUCGUACUAUAAUAAUCCCGUCGUAAUCAGUCACUCGAACGUCGACUUCGAGGAGAAGGUCAUCCGGAAGCUGGAUACGCUUGAUGCCGCCGUGCAGGAAAGUAAGUCGACUGCGCUGUCGGCAGCUAAAGGGCAAGGGCCAUCGGUAGAUAAAGAGUUCAUUCAGGGCUUGGUCAAUGAAACGCUGGAGGCGAUCGAAGACAUGCGUCUAGAGGUGUUGACAGCGUCCGAUAAGAGCUUCUCGAAGACAGCUACCCGCAUCAAGGAGAAUAACGAGGUACUGCAGGGUUCGGUGAAUGAAAUCUUGAAGACACUGUCCGAGGAAAUCAUUGAUACGGAAGCAUUCUUCUCAGGAACGAAGAAAGAUAUUGGAUCGUUGAAAGACGAAAUUGCAGCAUUAAGCAGAUUGGAAAAGUUCCUGCUACAAACGGGUGAAAACGUCUUAGAUGCCAAACGCGGUAUAGAUUAUGGCAUCCAUCAGAUUUUGCGAGAGGUCACGGAAGUCGUGAAGGCCAACUCGAAGGAUCUUAACUCAACGGUAACCAAACGAUUCGAUGAAAUUAGUGCAACCAUUCUGGAUAAUCACAACGGUGCGUUGACAAAUUUGAGCUCGAAGAUUGAAACGGAAAUUAGUCAGGUUUGGCGUCAGAUUGGCAUUAUGUACCAGGAGAUCUCAUCCAGCAAGCAAGCUUUGGAUCGUUUGCAACAGCAGACGGAAGCCUAUGUCAACGGAACGCUAACAACGAUGGACAGCAUGGAAGGAAAGGUUUCUCUGAUCACCGGACGCAUGGCCGAAGUGGAUUCCAACCUGAACUAUCUGCUGGGUCGUCUCUCGCUGGUAACACAGGAAUUCAACCUCAUUAAGACUGGUCUCGGCAAGGCACUGGACGAAAUCAAGAGCAGUUUCAACGAGGUACAGGAGCGAGUUAAGGGACCUGGGCCGCACAAAAUCUCCUCCGAAGAGAUCGAAGGUGACUUCAGCCAGUCACCGUCGACUAAGUGAGAAGCCAGCCAUCGUGUUGUAAUGCGUGCUAGAUUAAAAUUUAGAAGGUAUAUUUUUUAUCAACCAAAUAAGACUACUGCUACCGGUAGACUUUGUGUGCUUAGAAAAGAUAGAAACGUAAUACUUACGAGCAAUUAAAACUGAACGUUUUAUUGCAUUAGUACUAAGUCAAUCUCGUGUAAGGCUACAAGAUGAUAAAUAUAUAGUAUGAACGAUAACACAA